UUAAAACAAACGGAAAAAGCGACCUGGAGAGGAGGGAAUCCAACGCGUCCUCCUCCUCGCUCUCUCUCUCCCUUCCCGAUCGACGGCGAUUACAGAUCGAGGUCCUUCCACGGCGGCGUCAUGCAGCUCGAGGUCUACAGGGGCCGCCCGUCGACGACCGCGCCACCUCCUCCUCCUCCUCCGCCCUCUUCCGAUUUCAGGAGCUACAGCAGCUCCUACGCUUACUCCAACGCCGGCCCUAAGGAGUUGAAGGCCAACCCCGAGUUUGGCCCUUCCUCCUCCAGCCGGGGCGGCUGGCUCUUCAGCGAUCCCGAUUUCCAGCGCAAGCGCCGGGUUGCCGGCUACAAGGCCUACGCCGUCGAGGUCAAGGUCAAGGGCUCCCUGCGCCGGAGCUUCCGCUGGCUCAAGGACAAGUACUUCCGAGUAGUCUACGGCUGGUAGCGUCUCCCUUUUCACCCGGUCAUGGACAGGAAUAUUGCAUGCCAAAAUUAAUUUGCUGGCCACAGAAAUUCUGUUGUUUAGAGGGGUGGCACGAAGAAGAACAACCUGUAUUGUUAGUGUUUUGUGGUUGUAAUUUGGAGAUCAGCAGAUAUGUCUGAAUGUGAUUUGUCAUCCAGUAUCAGAACAGCUGAGCUGCUAAUUAAUUAUCACUGUUGUGGAGAUGGUGAUGAUAUUUAUUCUCCAUAUAUUUUUGUCUUCUUUUGAUCUGUCUACAAUCUAUGUAUCUAUAUGACUCUUUAUCUAAGAUUUGGAAUAUUUAGGACUGCUAA
This is a messenger RNA of Zingiber officinale, 770 nucleotides long. RefSeq lists its product as uncharacterized. The transcript has 2 exons. NCBI's taxonomy places the organism in Eukaryota, Viridiplantae, Streptophyta, Magnoliopsida, Zingiberales, Zingiberaceae. Bases 121 to 441 code for a protein of 106 amino acids. The record is from RefSeq and is a predicted model, not a curated record.